AGCUCACUCUAGUCCAAGCCCUAGCUUUACCGAGACGAAAACGUACGUUCUGACGUGUCGGGGUCUCACUGGGCCUGAAUCGUCGACGACUCGGAGAGUCGCAGGCGCGAAGUUUCCUGGCCUGGAAGAGGGGUCGCCCAGAGUGCGAGAUGCAAGUGGGGAAGCCCAUCCUCUAUUCCUAUUUCCGAAGCUCCUGCUCAUGGAGAGUUCGAAUCGCUCUGGCCUUGAAAAACAUGGACUAUGAGAUGAUAACCAUCAACCUCACAAAGGAUGGGGGGCAGCAGUUCUCUGAAGAAUUCCAGGCCCUGAAUCCCAUGAAGCAGGUGCCAGUCCUGAAGAUUGACGGAAUCACCAUUGGCCAGUCACUGGCCAUCAUUGAGUACCUGGAGGAGACCCGGCCCACGCCGCGACUCCUGCCUCAGGACCCAAAGAAGAGGGCCCACGUGCGCAUGAUUUCCCACCUCCUGGCCAGCGGCAUCCAGCCCCUGCAGAACUUGUCUGUCCUGAAGCAAGUGGGACAGGAGAACCAGCUGACCUGGGCCCAGCAGGCCAUCAGUUCUGGCUUUAACGCUCUGGAGCAGAUCCUGCAGAGCACAGCGGGCAAGUACUGUGUGGGAGACGAGGUGUCCAUGGCUGACCUGUGCUUAGCGCCUCAGGUGGCAAAUGCCGACAGGUUCAAGGUGGAUCUCACUCCCUACCCUACCAUCAGCCGUAUCAACAAGUCACUGCUGGCCUUGGAGGCCUUCCAAGUGUCUCACCCCUGCCGGCAGCCAGAUACACCCCCUGAGCUGAGGGCCUAGCUCUCAAACCGUGCCCCACUGGUGCAGGGUCAGGGAGCGGGUGCAGGAGCAGAAGCUGCAUGGGCUGAAGAGGCCUGGAAACGAGCGAGCCUUAACUGGAGAGGCGGAAGACCUGAACUCCUAGCCCUUGAACUUGAACUCUAGCCCUGGAUUUGCCUUCCCAAUGAAACUCCUUCUGCCUCAGCCCCUUCAUCUGUCACAUGCGGGCAGAAUGGGGUGGGAGAAUGCCAGGAGGCGGGUAGGCAGGAAGUCUUCAUGACUGUGUCGCGGGCAGUCAUGAAGAUGAAGUGAACGUAGACUAAAACGUAUGGCGAGUUUACCAGAGAGCCAUGAGGAAGUCUGAGCCCCUUUUCCCAUCCCCUCGACUGUACCUGACUCCAAAGAAUGCCCACACUGAAAUCUGAUAAUUAAACUAAAGCCCAGG
Molecule: messenger RNA, 1224 nt
Organism: Balaenoptera ricei (Rice's whale)
Lineage: Eukaryota; Metazoa; Chordata; Mammalia; Artiodactyla; Balaenopteridae
Gene: GSTZ1
Product: glutathione S-transferase zeta 1
Exons: 9
Coding region: 150-800 (216 amino acids)
Biological process (GO): glutathione metabolic process; L-phenylalanine catabolic process
Cellular component (GO): mitochondrion; cytoplasm
Molecular function (GO): glutathione transferase activity; maleylacetoacetate isomerase activity
Source: RefSeq, a predicted model, not a curated record